Molecule: messenger RNA, 294 nt
Organism: Abrus precatorius (Indian licorice)
Lineage: Eukaryota; Viridiplantae; Streptophyta; Magnoliopsida; Fabales; Fabaceae
Product: precursor of CEP14-like
Exons: 1
Coding region: 1-294 (97 amino acids)
Biological process (GO): cellular response to nitrogen starvation; response to osmotic stress
Source: RefSeq, a predicted model, not a curated record
AUGGCUCGCCUUGGCUCUUUGACGGUGCUAUUCUUGAUCCUCUUCGCUUCCCUGUGUUCAUGUCUAGAAGGCAGAAAGCUUCAUGUUGGUGCAGACAAACACAGCAAAAAGGUUGACCCAUCUUCAAGGAACAGUUUGUUUCUGAGUUCACUUCCAAAGGGCACUGUUCCAUCUUCCACACCGAGCAGGAAAGGCCACUCUACCGAGGUUGAUGAGAAGCUCAUUGCACGUCACCUCAUUAGCACUGAACGACAUCUUACACAAUCUGUUCCUAGCCCUGGUGCUGGCCAUUGA